ACAUAAAAUAUGAGGAAGUGGGAUGUCUCGCUGACUUUUCUAUCUCUGGCCUGUACAACCAACAACACCUGAGGCGGUGCCCUGUGAAGAAUGAUCUGUACUAUUCACUCAGAAAUAUAACGUGAAGGAUUAUUUUAAUCGUUUCUAGCUUUAUUAUCGGAGUUUCUCGAGGCUAUAGGCUACUUUAGUCAUAGCACGAUUUCACGACCGUCUUUGUUUUAUUACUUCCGGGAAAAAGCCCUUCACACAGAAAUCCAGGAUGAAGACAUGAGGCGGAGAGGACGAACAGUGGAUCAGGGUUUCAACUUCACCCCUUUCAAUGGAUUCAGUCUGGGAUGUUUGCCCCCUUAUGAAAUAAUCUAAGCAGGCACUUCCUUUCUGGGAUCAAGAGUGAGUGCGGGAACAGAGAAAGUUGGACAGUGGAACAAAGGAAAUUGAACUUGCUAGAUAGCUAUUCCAGCCAGUGGCCAUGACGGAGCCCAAUGUCCCCAACAGUAGCAGCAGCAUCAGCAGUGCUGGCCUGGCAUGGGCAAAGAUGUGUAAGGACUGUGGCCAGCAGCAUGAAGGGGGCCAGGAGAACCACCUGUAUGAGUACCAGGAUGAGGUAGAUGACGAGCUGGUGUGCCACAUCUGUCUGCAGCCCCUGCUGCGGCCCAUGGACACGCCGUGCGGACACACUUACUGCUUCCAGUGCCUCAGCAGCUUCCUGAAGGAGCAGGACUUCUGUCCCGUGGACCGCCAGCGGCUGCAGCUGCACCAGUGCCGGCCCUCCAGCCUGCUGGUCAGGAACCUGCUGGACAAGUUGACCGUGCUCUGUCCACACCACGUUGAGUGCCAGCAGCAGAUGCAGCGCUGCGAGCUGCAGCCCCAUCUGCACAACAGAUGUCCUGUUUUCAGAAGGCUGAAGGAGGAGGCGGAGAGGAGGAAGAGACCCCACCGGAAAGCCCUUAAGGGGAACAGGGGCGAGGGGGAGUUGGAUGCUGAUGCCAAACACACCCCUACGAUGACCCGCACCCCCACCCGGGGUGUCCUGCCAGAGCCUGGCCUCAUCAACCCCGCCUUCGAAGAGAGCGAGGAGGAGACCCCCCUGCGGUCCAGCCUGGUGGCCGAGACAAACGUGGUGGAGAUGUUUCGGGAGCAGCAGGAAGAGGAGUUGGGCCUGCGUAUCGUGGGAGGAAAGGACACGCCCCUGGGGAACAUAGUAAUCCAGGAGAUCAUCCGUGACUCAUUGGCAGGCCAUGACGGCAGGCUGGCCCCAGGGGACCACAUUCUGGAGGUGAAUGGCGUCAGCCUAGCCUCUAUCCCACACGGCCGGGCCAUCUCCGUGCUGCGGCGACCAUGUCCUUUGCUCAGACUCAUCGUCAUGCAGGAGAAGGGCUUCAACCCCCGUCACCCACAACGUCCUGGCCUCGAGCACCACCCACCCCCCUCCCCCAACAUGGCCACUGCCUCCCCUUCCUCUCACAGUCCCCACGGCACCGCCCACAGCCAGGGCACGGUGAUCCAGGUGACGCUGGUAAAGAGGGACCGCUCGGAUCCGCUGGGGAUCAAACUGAUCCGCAAGUCGGACGAGACUGGGAUCUUCAUUCUGGACCUGCUGGCGGGGGGGCUGGCGGCCAAGGAUGGGAAACUAUGUAACAAUGACAAGGUGCUGGCCAUCAACGGGCAGGACCUGAGACACGGCACCCCAGAGAGCGCAGCACAGAUCAUACAGGCCAGUGAGGUGCGGGUGAACUUUGUGGUGAUGAGGCAGCCGGAGCCCCAGGAGGAGGGGGGCAGCGGUGGAGAGGGGCAGGGCCGAGUGGCCAGGAGGGCUCCAGAACCCCAGUACUUCAGACGGCCCUCCACCUACAUGAAGGAUCCUCCAGGGGGCUUCUCUAGCCAGGAGAAGACAGUGAGUCUGAAGAAGGAACCGAGGCUCUCCCUAGGCAUCACCAUCGCUGGGGGGAGGGACUGCCGCAGCCGCCUGCCCAUCUACAUCACCAGUGUCCAGCCUGUCGGCUGCCUACACCGAGACGGCACUAUCAAAACAGGGGAUGUCCUGAUGAGCAUCAAUGGCGUGGAUCUGACCCAGCUGACUUACAAUGAGGCGGUGUCAGUGCUGAAGGCCCAGACGGCCCACUCCCAGGUAGUCCUCAGAGUCAUCCAGACCAUCUCGGAGGAGCCUGAGGGGGAGGGGGAGGCUGGCAAAGAGGAAAUGGAGUCUGUGGAGAACCUAAGGGAGGAUGAUGUCAACUGGGCCCCGCUGUGGACCCACUGGCUGGGUCUGCCAAGUCACAUGCACUGGUGCCGUAACAUUGUGUUGCUGAAGACCAAUCAGGAGAGCUGGGGCUUCAGCAUUGUGGGUGGCUACGAGGAGAGCCACGGACAGCAGCCCUUCUUCAUCAAGACCAUCGUGCCUGGUACACCUGCCCACUUCGACGGACGCCUAAAGUGUGGUGAUGAGAUUGUAGCUGUGAACGGAGCCACCACGGUGGGCAUGAACAACUCGUCCCUCAUCCCCAUGCUCAAGCUGCAGAAAAAUAAAGUUACACUGACUGUGGUGUCCUGGCCGGGGAGCCUGGUGUAGACACACACACCCUGCCCUGCUCAGUUCAUGUCUCCACUGAGUCUCUUGUCAUCUCUGCACACAACACCCUAGAAUCUCAUUGGUGACAUUCUUAGAAGGUUUGUUGUAUUGUUAUUUUCACGACAUAAUCUCUUCUGAUGUGGAUUGUAAUAUAAAUGGUCAAUUUGCACAUUGCCCUAGCUGACUAGUGGGACUGAAUUACACACGAGUUGAUUCACUGCGUUGAUUAUUGUUGUUGUUGUUACUCAAAAGGGCAGUUGAUGUGUGAUUGUGAACAAAUUGGGAUAAUCAGGGUGGAAGAUGAAUUGACAAUCAAUGAACUAUGUUUCAUGGUAAACUGGAAGGAUCUUUAUCGUUUGGAAGAAUAGUUUUUACCCUGUGUCUUGAACGCUUUAUGCAUUUGUUUUCAGCAGAUUUGACGUACUUGUUCAAUACCCAUUUAUGUUUGUUUUCCCACAUUAGUUAAUGAUGAUUUGAAAAAAAUGCUACUGGCCUAUUUGUAUUAGCCAAAACUGGGAUAUAUAUGUAGAUCUCAAAUUCCAUGUGAAAAGGGCCUAAUUUAGGCUAGGAAAUAUAUGUAUCCCUAUAAUUUCACAGUUAAUGAAGAAAAUGGAUUUAAUGUAACAAAUGUAUUAGGAAAGGGUGACCGUUGACAAUGUAGAAAGAUGCCAGUCACACAUGUACCCAUCCUCUCCAACACCUUUACCUUUUGUUUUUGUACUAUUUAGAUUUGAACCGAUACUGUGUUGUUUUAUCCAUAUAAGGACAUUCUAGUGGCUGCAGAUUUUUAAUAUUGAUUUAGUUCCUAACUGUACUGUAAUCAUCUCUUCAAUGUCUGUGCAAUGCAUCAUACCAAAUGUCUCUGAUUAAUGUGGGUGCCUUGUACAUGUUAAAGGACAAAUCAAAGUUUCAACACUUGCCUUAAUUGCCACAACCAAAAACAUGUUCUUUGAUCUUUAAGCUCCCACCUCUCAUUUUCUUACCAAUGAGAACGUGGAGGAUCUGUUCAUUAUUAUCCAGCAUAUUGUAGUUGUAAUGUUCACAAGAGGAGGAGACCAGAGCUGCUGGCCUUAGUUGGAGCAUUAGAUUCACUUCAACUGUUCUUUUCAGGGUUAAGUAAAAACACUAGAGGUCUCUCAUUGAAUCCUGAGAAUGUUAUGGGAGCCCUCUGUAUAGUUUCAUAUUUCAGUUAAGGGAAAUAUAGGCAUUAUAUAUUGUGUAAAUUGACCAUCCCCUGUUUUGUAAUGUUCUAAAACCUCAAUAAUAUAUGUGCUGUGUCUUUUUGUA
Messenger RNA from Oncorhynchus nerka (sockeye salmon), 3856 nucleotides. RefSeq names its product ligand of Numb protein X 2-like. The record is from RefSeq and is a predicted model, not a curated record. The transcript has 10 exons. The coding region runs from base 470 to 2569 and encodes 699 amino acids. Gene Ontology annotation, molecular function: protein binding; ubiquitin-protein transferase activity. NCBI's taxonomy places the organism in Eukaryota, Metazoa, Chordata, Actinopteri, Salmoniformes, Salmonidae.